AAACAGCUGAUUUUUUAUGGUUCUUGGGUUUUUGCUGGUGGUGACAGGAAGCCAUGUUCCCCAAGCUGUUCGCUUCCUGUUUUAUUUUUACACCCAGCCCGAGCAGAUCCGCAUGCCUAUCACAUGGGAGCUGCCUGCUUCUCUUGGGUUGUUCCUCAGCUGACCUAGAAAAGUGAUUCUUUCCCCUUCUAAAUUAAUCAAGAACUUGGGAUGUAUUUGCUUUCGCUUAGUCCUAAAGAUUUCAGACAUGUAUGAUGCUCCAUGUAGUGAGCUGGUCACACAGGUUUCCCUCUCCCUCUUGGAGCUGGACGAUCUGGGAGGGAGCUGUUUGAUGCUUCAACGUUUGGGUCUCUUAGCAAAGGAGAUUUUUGUUAGUUCAAGGCACUGACCUGCGCAUAAAAGUGUUUUCUGUCCAAAGCAUAACUUCCGGACACUUAGGUUUUCUUCAGGUUUAUUUUUUUUGGUUUUUUUUAAUUAGUUUUUUAAAGAACUGGAAGUUUGUCCUGCCUGUUUUACAAUCAACCCUGACUUGUUUCUGAGCACACUCCAGUCCUGCAUCCUGGUUAGAGCUCCCUCAACCUCAAACUGCUCUAGCACGAAAACAAUGGUGCAGUGUAAAGCUCAUCCCCGGGGGAUUUCCCAAGGGAAGAGGGGUGCAGCCUGCAGGAUAAGGAACAGUCACCAGAAAGUUUCCUGGUCAGCUGCAAGCGCUUCCUGUUGUUGCAGGAGAGCCCGGUGUGCUGCUCCAGGGGGGAGGCACCACGCGUGCUUUGGGAGAAGCUGUUCUGUUCUUUCUUUUUUUUGAACAGUGCCUGAAGCAGGUCCACCAUGCCGUUAGUAACGAGGAACAUUGAGCCAAGGCACCUGUGCCGUCAGACGUUGCCUAGCGUUCAGAGCGAGCUGGAAUGCGUGACCAACAUCACCCUGGCAAAUGUCAUUCGACAGCUGGGCAGCCUGAGUAAAUCUGCAGAAGACAUAUUUGGAGAGUUGUUUACUCAAGCCAACACCUUUGCCUCUCGGGUGAAUAUUCUCGUGGAGAGAGUUGACCGCUUGCAAGUCAAAGUCACUCAGCUGGAUCCCAAAGAGGAGGAAGUCUCCUUGCAGGGCAUUAACACCAGGAAGGCCUUCAAAAGCUCCACCACUCAGGACCAGAAGCUCUUUGACAGAGAUUCUCUCCCCGUGCCUGUCCUCGAAACCUACAGCAGCUGCAAUGCCCCUCCACCUCUCAACAUGCUCUCACCUUACAGGGACGAUGGCAAAGAGGCGCUUAAAUUCUACACAGAUCCUUCAUAUUUCUUCGACCUUUGGAGGGAGAAAAUGCUUCAGGACACCAAGGAUAUAAUGAAGGAAAAGCGGAAACAUAGGAAAGAGAAAAAGGAGAACCCGAACCGAGGAAAUGUGAAUCCACGGAAGAUCAAAACCCGGAAAGAGGAGUGGGAGAAGCUGAAAAUGGGACAGGAAUUUGUGGAGUCAAAGGACAAGCAUGGUCCUGCUGGGUACCCGUCGAGCGUGGUGUACCAGAACGGCAGCAUCGGCUCCAGCGAGAGCGCGGCCGGGAGCUGCUACCCCGCCCCAGCUCCGGCUGACUCCAUUGUGCCACCACCUCCCUCGUUCCCAGAUGACAGCCUGCCUCCGCCCCCGCUGGAAUUUAGCUAUCCUGUAGACAACCAAAGAGGUUCUGGUUCCGGAGGGCCCAAACGAUCCAGCCUGGUUAGCCCGAGCCACCCACCACCAGCUCCUCCCAUCGGAUCCCCCUCGGCAGCCAGGCCGGGCUUUGCUCCCCCUCCAGCUCCUCCUCCUCCACCGCCACUGAUGGAAAACGCCCCCCCUCCACCGCCCCCCAUGGGCUUCCCCUCGCCGGGCACCCCCCCGCCGCCCUCGCCCCCUUCUUUCCCCCCUCACCCCGAGUUUGCUGCCCCUCCACCUCCCCCUCCUCCCCCAGCCCUUGAUUAUUCCAGUGUUGUCCCAGCUCCGGGCACUGGGGCUGCGCCGCCCCCGCCGCCGCCGCCGCCCCCUCCAGGCCCCCCGCCCCUGGUUUCCAGCGGCCUGGACGGGCCCCCACCCCCUCCUCCACCUUCUGACACCUCCACAGCCAAGCCCAAGUCGUCCUUGCCCGCGGUCAGCGAUGCCAGGAGCGAUCUGCUUUCGGCUAUUCGGCAAGGCUUCCAGCUGCGCAAGGUGGAGGAGCAGCGGGAGCAGGAGAAGCGGGACGUGGUGGGCAAUGACGUGGCCACCAUCCUGUCCCGCCGCAUCGCCGUGGAGUACAGCGACUCCGAGGACGACUCCUCCGAGUUCGACGAGGACGAGUGGUCGGAUUAGCCACGCUCCCAGCCCUCCUUCCCUUCUCUCCCGGGCUCGCUUCUUACAGAAUCAGGUGGCCAAGCCUUGCACCGCAUCCUUCUCAUCCUGUAACCAAAGAUGUGCCAAGGGUUUUUCAGACAACCAGCAGCAUAUCUCCCCUCUCCCUCCCCUGCAGCUUUGGCAGGGUUCCGUGCUCUGCCUUUCCAAAGGGCUCCUCACGGACACGAGGAUGCGGCCUUGGGAUUUAGCUGGAGGGGCUGUAACGGUUGCUUAUUUAAAAGAGAGCUAAACCUCCAGAUUUUUGAUGCCACCAGGCAGAGCACAUAUAAACCCUCCAUCCUGAGGGAUUUUUAAAGUAAAGAUGGAUGAUCCUGUUGUGGCCGUGUGGCCUUUUGGAUGAAGGACAUUUUCAGCUGGUUUUCUCAGUGCAACAGCAGACAGUUGAUCUGAUGGCUCUUCCUUGCCAGUGAAUACUGGUAGUGCUGCAAGAAAAUGGGCUUUAAAUGUCAGUUCUCUGCUGCAUCCCACUGUCAAAUAAUCAGGUUUUUGGCAAUAGUGCACAAUUCUUUCCCCCCUGACCCCUGAGUAUUAAUUCCAUUUCACCCUGUGUGGGGUGUGCUUCCAGCUCCGAGGCUGCCCAGUGCCUUGGGUGCAGUGUAAGGAGGGACUUUUUUUUUUAUUUUAGAAGCUGCCUUUACCUUCCUCAAAUCUCCUGGACUGCUUUGCCAAGAGGAGACUUGCACAGAGGGACGUAAAACCAGGGCAGGAUGCUUGCUCAGCUUCCCACUCUUGGGAGAGCAGAGCCACUGCCCCACUGAGACACAUCUGUGGUCAGCUCUGAGCAGGGGCCAGACCUCGCUGAUUUUCUCCAAUCCAUGCUGAGAUUGUGUUCUAAAAUUCCAAAUCCAGUGCCUGGGACAGGGAGAUGGGGUGGGGUUCUCUGGACACCAGGCACUGUGGUGGUCUUUGGCCCUGCCAGGGCAGUUUGAGAGGUGCUUUUUUUAGCGGGGUGACCGUACUUUAACACAGGGACUUCAAUGCUGGUAUUGCCUUUGCUUCUUCUCCCUUCCCCCUAGGGAGGGGAGCUUGUGUGCCUAAAAACAUCAUGUAUGUGAACCGAGUUGCCCGUCAGUUACAUCAGACCUAACCUACCCUCAUUUUGUUGUUAUAAUUCAUUAGUUAAUUUUAAGAGAACGUUUUUUCUCCUCACUAACCCUGUGAAUUAAUUCCCAGGCUGCUCACUAUAGAUCCAGUACUGGCAGGGGAAAAUGGGGAAAUUGAACUAGCUGACCUCAGUUUUAUUGCUGUUUUAUGUUACCUUACAUAGAAUAUGAGCAUAUCUUGGAAAUCUAACCCAGAUACCCCUGAUGUGUAUUUUAAUUUGGACAUGACUCAGUAAGGGUCAUGCACAAAGUAAUUCCAAAGCCUUUUUGAGGUUAUGGGUCCAGCUGUUGUGGGAUGUGUGUCCCACUAAGACCAACUCUCCCAUCUUUCUGCCUUUCCUAAAGUAUUUCACCAGCCUGUGCCUGUCUCUCUUCCCUGCCUCGCCUCCUUUAAUGAUGUUGCUGAUACCUGGAACGCUGGGCCCUGCCCGAGGCUUGCUGGAAAUCCUGCUUGGGAGUUGAUGGAUGGCUUCAGCUUGUGCCAUGGAGUUCUUACUGAUUCCUUGUGUGUGUGGGUGUGUUAAUCCUGCCCGGGGCAGAGGUGCCCUGGAGGAUGGGCUGUGGGUCAGGCUGGGACCCCAGAGAUCCCUGGUGGCUGCACCACGGGGCUGUGCCUGCGGGCAGGAUGCAGAGGGCGUGGGCAGCCAGGCAUCCCCGUGGGCUGGCAACAUCAGAGCAGCAGCAGUGCCAGGCUCUGGGAGAGGGAGCAAACCUCUGGAGUGCAGGUGCUGCAGUGGAGAGACUGGGAAAUGCAAAGGGAUGGCUGCUGUGAGCUGGGUGAGGGGAUGAGAGAGGCAGUGCCAUCCUCCUCUGGCUGCUCUGAGAGACAAGUUCUGGGAAAAACGGGCCCUGAGCUAAGCCAGGCUGACAGCAGGAUCACACAGGGAGCCUGCAAAUGCCAAACCUGGCUGAAUUUGAGACUGCCUUAACGAGACUUAGCCCUUGUUGGGAAGGGAGAGCGAGUCCCUGUCGGCUGAAAUCCAGAGAAGUGCCAUAUUCCUGAUCGCCAGGGAUCACCAGCCUGGGUGCUGGGGACACGUCCCUCCCUCUGCCUGUUGCACAAGGGUGCUGCUGUGUGGGCAGGCCGUGGCUGGAGGUGGCUCCUCCAGGCAGUGCCAGGGACGCUGGAAACACCCUGUGCUCCCAAAUCCCAGGGCAGGACUCAGAACUGCAGGACCCUGAACAGAAGGGUUGUGGACAGGUAGGGGAGGUUGGUUGUUGGAGUGUUUUUUAAAUCUCCUUUUAUUUCUUUUUUUUUUUUUUUUUUUUUUUUUUCCUAAAUCGUUGAUU
Molecule: messenger RNA, 4754 nt
Organism: Sturnus vulgaris (Common starling)
Lineage: Eukaryota; Metazoa; Chordata; Aves; Passeriformes; Sturnidae
Source: RefSeq, a predicted model, not a curated record